This is a messenger RNA of Callorhinchus milii (elephant shark), 3203 nucleotides long. It is a transcript of the gene txndc11, whose product is annotated as thioredoxin domain containing 11. The record is from RefSeq and is a predicted model, not a curated record. The transcript has 12 exons. The coding region runs from base 36 to 2771 and encodes 911 amino acids. Lineage: Eukaryota; Metazoa; Chordata; Chondrichthyes; Chimaeriformes; Callorhinchidae.
CGCCCCGGUUCCUCCCCUCCCGCCCCGGGCGAGGGAUGCUGAGGCUACAGAAGUUGCUGAAGCGCGAGUGCGUGUACGCCGGGAAUGCGGUGUGCCAGAUGGCGAGGAGACCCGAGCUCGUGUGCGGAGCCAUCGCCGUCGUCUGCACUCUGGUCACCCUCAGGGUCACGCUCAGUCGAGCAAAAGAUGUUGUCAGAAUGGCUCCACCUCCUGUUAGAUUUUUCUCCCACAACUCUCCUGUUAUUGAUCUGUACAUGGGACAACUGGACCAUAUGGAAAGAUAUUGCCAUAUGUCUGAAGUUACUUUCGUUAUGUUUUAUGCUCCCUGGUGUGGGGAGUCUAUAUCUGUCCGCGGAGAGAUUGAACAGAUAGCAAGAAAGCUUUGGGAUCAGGUAUUGUUUCUUGCUAUAAACUGCUGGUGGCAUCAGGGGAAAUGCAGAAAGCAAAUGAAUAUGUUUUAUUACCCUGUGAUCCACUUAUAUCAUAGAAGGUUUGGACCUAUUGAGUACAAAGGGCCUCUCACAGCUCCUUACAUUCAGAAGUUUAUUCGACAGGUAAUGAGUCCACUUCAGUAUAUCCCUACUCAAGCCACCCUGCUGGACUUCCUUUCACAUUAUGAACCAGGUAUUCUUGGAUAUUUUGAAUUCAAUGCAUCACCACAGCCUCCAGGUUACCUGACGUUGUACAUCUCUGCAUUGCAUGCACUAAAAAGUGAUUAUCAAGGAACAAUUCGCUUUGGUGUGAUAACAAGCAAGAAAGUGGCAGAAGAGAUAUCUGUGACCAAUCCUGGAACCAUUUACAUGCACAGACAUUUCAACUCCUCUUUAGUCUUUCCUCAUGAUUUAAAUUUCACUGCUGUGAAUCUCUACACCUGGGCUUUCGAGAACAGAGAAACGUUCAUACGCUGGCUGAGGCCGCACGGGGGCAAGAGCCUCCUGCUGAACAAUGAGCUGAAGAAAGGCCCAGCACUACUGCUGUUUCUCCCCUUCAACCCACUGCACGAAAGCCAGCCACUAAUGGAUGAAAUAAAGGAAGUUGCUUUUCAAUAUCACAACUGCCAAAGGACCACAAAUAUUCACAGUUCACUACAACAUACACAAGGUGCAAAGGAGUCUGACCGAGAGGAUCCAUCCACAGAUUCGUCUCCACAUCCAGUGGAAACUCACUUCUUGGCUAGGAAGUCUUGUUGUAAUACAAUAAUGCUUCCCCAGUGUCAUUCUGUGUCCCGGAUGCACAAUAUCUGUGAGUUGUGCAUUAAUCACACUGUUAGAGUAAAGCCGAGAGUGGUCAGUAUACAGAGAUGUAACUUCAUGGAGAUGGAGGCAGCACUGGAUUCAUUCUACCUCAAUGAACAAUUAUUUCUGAAUUUAACGUCAAACAAGAUGGAGUGCACCAAUUUUUUAAGCUCUUAUAGUCCUUUCAACUAUUACAGUGCAUGCUGCAGGACAUUCAGCAGUCCACUUACUAAUUCCAAAGCUAUCCACACCCUUUCACCUUCAGAAUUAUUUUAUAAUGAAGAAACAAUUGGGGUGGCUUCGCACAGUUCUUUUCCUCACGUUGAGGACAGUGCAUCAACUCGUUUAGGUCUGCACCACAGUCAAAUCAACAUUACAGGACUGAUCUGUAAUACUAAUAAAACUCUGAACUUCUACUUGCUGGAUUCAAACUUGCACUGGAGUUUUGCCACUAGGUUAGGAGCCAACGAAUCUGCAGAUGUGAAAGAAUUUGCUACAGUCGUUAACCUACAUGACGAAGUUCACUAUGUCCUUGACCAAAAGCAGAUGCUUGAUAAAUCUUCUAUUGAAAAUAUUAUUAAAAAUUACAGCAGUGUGUACAGUCCACUGAAUCGUCAUCUUGUUGCUAACCCCAAAGCCCAAGCUCAGGAAGAACCUUUAAUCACUGAAAUAACAACUCAGAUAUUUGACAGCAUCGUACUGGACCCUGAAAAGAAUGUCUUAUUACUCUACUACACUCAGUGGUGUGGAUUUUGCACUGUUCUGAAUCACUUGUUUAUUCAGGUUGCCAUUCUCUUCCGUUCCAAUAACAGAAUUGCAAUAGCCAGAAUCAACGUGGCUAAAAAUGACCUUCCUUGGGAAUAUAUGGUCGACCAUUUUCCAACCAUUCUCUUUUUUCCAAGUAUCAGGAAAGACUUGAGUGUAAAGUACCCUGAGGAUCUGCCACUAACUGUUCCCAACCUUGUCCGGUUCAUUCUAUUGCAUUCCACCAGAGCAGUGCCCGAAGACCCAACACAUUCAUGUAACCCAGACUGUGUCCAAAAAGCAGCAGAACUACAGCAGGACAGAAUUGAUCAGCUGGAGAGCGAGAUUAAGAAACUGCGUGCAGAGAUCAAAGCUCUGAGCCUAGCUGAAGAACAAGUCGCUUUCCAGCUCUCUGCCACAGAACAGGAGAAGCGCCACCUGAAGCUCAGUAACCAUGUGCUACAAGAGAAAAAUAAAGAGCUCAAACGUCACAAUGAGAAACUCCAGCACCUCUAUACCCAGAGGAGCACAGAGCUUGCUGAAACUGCUGAGAAACUUAAAGAGAUCGCAGCAGUCUCUGAGAAUCUCCUCACCGAGAACACUUUGCUCAAGCUUUAUAUGACAACAGUGGAAGAAACCUUAAAGGACGAUAGUUCUCCUUCUUUAGCCCAGCCUUUGUCAGAGGAAUCGGGAUCAGCCUCAACAGCUAUGGAAAACACAAGCCAGAAAGAGAGAGAGACUCAAAAUAUGAUUGAGGAUAAUGAAAAUACAGAGAAACGGACAGACACAUGAGCCAUAUUGCUGCUUCCAACCUUUUUUUUAAAAAAAGGAACACAAAACUUUGUUCUUGUAUACAGUGGAAGAUAUUUACCUAACUUCUAUUGAAAUGUCUGUAGAAGUUUCUUCCCUUGGACUUUUUUUUAAAAAGUAUUUUUAAAAGAACUCUUAUUGUCCAAGUUCCAAUCUGGAGCAUCUUCUCAGACAAAAAAAAUUCUUGGAAAAAGGAGAAAUUCUUUAUUUGUUUACACAUAGAUAUUGCACUAAUGUGAUACAGGUUACAUUGCAGGUACAAUUUAACUUAUGUAAACUAAAUGAAUUAAUGGGAAAGUCUGGCCAUAAUGAGUACCACAAUCUAUAAUUUUUAAGCAGAGACAAUUUAGUACUGUUUCUCCCCUUCCCACCCCCCUUUAAUACACGCUUCCAAUAAAACAAACUGCUCAGCCA